Salarias fasciatus (jewelled blenny) is the source of this 2103-nucleotide messenger RNA. RefSeq names its product chloride channel K (gene clcnk). NCBI's taxonomy places the organism in Eukaryota, Metazoa, Chordata, Actinopteri, Blenniiformes, Blenniidae. The record is from RefSeq and is a predicted model, not a curated record. Gene Ontology annotation, cellular component: plasma membrane. Gene Ontology annotation, molecular function: voltage-gated chloride channel activity. Gene Ontology annotation, biological process: transmembrane transport; chloride transport.
AUGACUCUCCUGGGAGUCAGACACGGCGAGAAAAACAGCGGCGAGACCGAAAGUCCAUCGGAACCAUCCCAUAAUGACAGCCCGCUCCUCUGGGAUCCAUGGAAACCGUGCAGACGGCCGCGUGCGUUCGUAAAAGAGCGUCUGCUGAGACUGAGGGUUUGUCUGGGAACGCUGUGCGGCAUGGAGUGGUAUGCUUACGCUGCUCUGGGCAUCCUGACUGCCGUCCUCAGCUUCCUGAUGGACUUCAGUGUUUCAAAGCUGCUGAGAGCUCAUCAGUGGCUUUACAUGAAGCUGGAGGGCGACAUUCUGCUGAUGUUCCUCUGCUGGACUCUUUACCCAGCAUGCCUCUGUGCUCUGGCAUCAUCCUUCUCCCACAGCAUCUGCCCCUUCUCCACAGGCUCAGGGAUACCAGAGGUGAGAGCCAUGCUGGCCGGCAUCGAAAUGCCUCAUUACUUGUCUCUCACCAACAUGUUUACCAAGUUUGUGGGGCUUAUCUGCACACUGGCAGCUGGCAGCACUGUUUUCUUAGGCAAAGUGGGUCCUUUUGUGCAUCUCUCAACAAUGAUGGGAGCCUACCUGAGCCAACUCUGCACUCUCAUACAACACCCAAAAGAGGAGAAAGCAGCUGGAGAGAUGCUGGUUGUGGCGGCGGCAGUCGGAGUCGCCAGCUGCUUCGGAACCCCCAUUAGCGGUGUGCUGUUCAGUGUGGAGGUCAUGUCUUCUCACUUUGCCUUGAAACACUACUGCCCGUGUUUCUUCUCGGCCGCCUGUGGCGCCGUGACCUUCCGCCUGUUUUCAACCUGGAGCGGAGAUGAAGAGACUCUUCAGGCAUUGUUCAAAACUAAUUUCCCUUCUGCUCUCCCUUUCUACCCACUGGAAAUUCUGCUGUUUGCUUUCCUGGGGCUGCUGUGUGGAGCUGCAAGCUGCUGCUACCUCCUCUGUCAUCGACGGGUCCUCAGAUUCACCAAGACAUGGCCGGUGCUGGCCGACAUGCUGACGACACAGAGAGGCCUGUACUCCGGCAUGGGCGUCUUCUUCUUGGCAUCACUGACAUUCCCACACUCCGCAGGCCAAUUCAUGGCUUCUAAGUACACCAUGAAGCAGCUGCUCACUUCUCUACUGGACAGCGGACUGUGGUGCGCUCAAUCCCACAAUGCCUCAGUGCCGAUCGACCCUUUGUCGGAGUGGAGCCCAUCAGGGACUUCGGUCUGGCUUUCUCUGCCUUUCUUCCUGCUCAUGAAGAUGUGGAUGUUGGUUCUGGCCUGCACGCUGCCGCUGCCAGCCGGAUACUUCAUGCCAGUGUUUGUCUGGGGAGCAGCUCUGGGCCGACUGCUCGGAGAAGGAGCUGCGUAUCUGCUCAUGUUUGCUGGAGGGACGUCAGACCAGCAACAGGCUUCUAUAAAUCCAGGAGGUUACGCUCUGGCAGGUGCCGCAGCCUUCUCCGGUGCUGUGACACACACACUAUCCCCGGCUCUCCUGGCUGUGGAGCUGACGGGGCAGUUCACCCACGCCGUGCCCGUCCUCAUCAGCACCCUGCUGGCCAACGCCCUGGCACGCGCCGGGAACCGCCCGUCUUUCUACGACGCCCUCUCCCUCAGCAAGAGGCUCCCGUACCUGCCCUCCCUGAGGAAGGCCGGCCCUCGGCUGCCCUCCACGCCGAUCGGGCAGGUUUUGGGAGAGAAACCAGUGCAGCUUCAGAAAGCAGACGGGCCAGCAGAGGUUCGCCGGGCGGUCAGCAGCAGCACCGGAGCACAGAUCCCUGUUGUGGACUCACAUGAAUCACAGGUUUUACUGGGAUUCGUUCUGCGGUCAGAUCUGCUGAGGCUGUUGCGUCACCGGAGGGCCGAGAGUGGAGAGAAACGUCUGGACCAAGCCUGCUGCAUUCGCCCGGCCUCCGUCCUGCUAUCACCUCACAACACCGUUCAGCAGGCCCACACUAUCCUGAGUCUGACCGGAGCUCAGACUCUAUUUGUAGUCGACAGAGGACGGCUGCUGGGACUCGUCACAUGGCCGGAGAUGAAGAGGAUAUUAGAGGACUUGGCCAGAGAAAUUUGAGCGGCAUGAAGAAAAACAUCGUGCCAUUAUUUUAUGAGGAGAAAUUGU